This is a messenger RNA of Cooperia oncophora, 945 nucleotides long. NCBI's taxonomy places the organism in Eukaryota, Metazoa, Nematoda, Chromadorea, Rhabditida, Trichostrongylidae. The record is from the annotation of a GenBank genome assembly.
AUGACAGAAGAGGAAUCGGCAUCGACUCGCAAUAACGUUGAAGAAGUUCAUGGCCAACUGUUUGAAGUCGGACCUCGUUAUGUAAAUCUUUCGUACAUAGGAGAAGGAGCCUAUGGCAUGGUCGCUUCUGCCCUUGGACACAGUAACACCGAGAAGAGCGAGUUGCUAUCAAGAAAAUUUCCCCCUUCGAACAUCAAACGUUUUGUCAAAGAACAUUACAUUAUCAAUAUACAAGAAAUAAUCCGGUCGGUUUCUGUGGAGCAAAUGAAGGACAUUUAUAUCGUGCAAUGCUUAAUGGAAACUGAUCUGUACAAGCUGCUCAAAACGCAAAAGCUGUCCAAUGACCAUGUUUGCUAUUUCUUGUACCAGGUGAAUGUGCUGUUUAUUGUUGUCGAGAUUCUUCGCGGACUGAAAUACAUUCAUUCGGCGAAUGUCCUUCAUCGGGAUCUUAAACCUUCUAACUUGUUGCUCAAUACCACCUGUGAUCUCAAGGAAACCGUUCCGGUUCCAGUGAGUUCAUUGAUCCGUUUUAGGUGGUAUCGUGCGCCAGAAAUCAUGCUCAACUCCAAAGGCUACACAAAAUCCAUCGAUGUUUGGUCGGUGGGUUGCAUCCUAGCCGAGAUGUUGAGUAACCGCCCUCUCUUCCCGGGCAAACACUACCUCGAUCAACUAAACCUUAUCCUCGCUGUUGUGGGUUCACCUUCACAAGAAGAUUUGCAGUGUAUCAUUAAUGACAAGGCUCGAUCCUACCUGAUCUCCUUACCGCACAAACCAAAGCAACCGUGGUCCCGCCUCUAUCCAGGAGCAGACCCUCGGGCUUUGGAUCUUCUCGAGAAGAUGCUCACCUUCAAUCCACAUAACAGGCAAGUUUCUUUUGGCUAUAACUGUUAUAUUUGCUGUGAUCCAUGUUUCUCUCUUGAGCGAGGUACUGAUAGAAGGAUAUGA